Molecule: messenger RNA, 2368 nt
Organism: Solenopsis invicta (red fire ant)
Lineage: Eukaryota; Metazoa; Arthropoda; Insecta; Hymenoptera; Formicidae
Product: protein phosphatase 1 regulatory subunit 42
Exons: 6
Coding region: 65-1150 (361 amino acids)
Molecular function (GO): protein binding
Source: RefSeq, a predicted model, not a curated record
AAACUCCGCGACCAUCUUUGGCCGCUUUUGAUGCAAUCUCAUAAUUCAUAUUUCUCUUGCAAUCAUGGUGAAAUUGACAACAGACAUCGUCGAAAGGAAGUGUUCUCAAAUAUUAACUGGUAAAUCACUCAGUAAGACAAUAAAAAAAGAUGAAUUGUGGAAAUUGACUCAUUUACAUAUGAACGAUAUGUUUAUCAGCAGUAUUGGCAACAUCGCUGUUUAUACAAGUUUAAAAGUUUUAUAUCUUCAAAAUAAUAAUAUAUCGAAGAUAAGGAACCUACAUUUUGCGUGUAAUUUGACACAUCUGUACUUACAACAUAAUGUCAUAACGAAAAUAGAAAAUUUGGAGUCUCUGGAGAAUCUCCAAAAACUUUAUUUAGGCUACAAUAACAUUAUUGUAGUUGAAGGACUGCAAAAUACAAAGAAAUUACAAGAAUUAUAUAUCGAGAGUCAAAAAAUACCGUUCGGCGAAUCGUUAUGCUUCGAACCGCGCAGUGCUUUCACUUUAUCUAUGUGUCUUAAAGUUCUUAAUAUUUCUGAUAACAAAAUGACAUCUUUGAAUAAUCUAAUGGGAUUUCAAGAAUUAUAUACCUUGAAUGCAAAAAAUAAUCUCAUUGAUAAUAUAGAUGAUUUAACUACAACAAUAAGUACACUGACCUCUUUACAAAAUUUGUUUUUACAGGGUAAUCCUGUUACAUCGUCUUACAGAUAUAGGGAGAAUUUGAUUGCUAAUACCAUUUCACUAGCCAAUCUCGACGGAAAAAUUGUAACUGACAUUUGUCGAAGUUUUAUGAAAAAAUUAAAAAUGGAAAAGUACAAUCGACGUGGAAAAAACGCAACUAAAAUCCCAUUAGGAGAUGAUAUAACAAGUUCUCUAAACUUGCCACCGGCUUUCAAAAGAUCUAUUUCGAGAGCAAUUUUUCAGCAUCCUGGUCCACACUUGUCUGUAACAAUUACUCCUGGAUCUCUCUCAGUAGGAAGUCAACUGCAGCAGGUGUUUCCACCUUGGAAAUCAGCACCUGGCAUUAGAAGUACCAAGGAUAAUCAUGUAACACCAAGGCCAUUUUGGAGUAACGUAACUAAAAACAAAGAUACUCGUUUAAUACGCUCUCACAUCAACACUAAAGCAAUUGCACUACCGCUUAUUUAAUUCCUUUUACCAAUUUUUUUAAAUAGUUAUUAUUAAUGUAAUUUACUGCCUUAGAUUGAAUUACGGAACGUGAAUAAAUUGAGAUUGUAAAAGGCUAAAAUUUUAUGUAAGUUAUGACGGAAAAUAAAACAAUGCAUUAUAUUCAAUAAAGACAGACAUGAAUCACAAUAUUAUUUUUAUAGAACUUUCUAGUAAUAAGGCUACAUUUCCAUUACUUUCAUAUAUAUGAAUUUACUGUAAUGUACAUAUUAAAUAAAAUUGGUCACAGAUAAAUAUAAAAUAAAUGUGUAUAAAUUCGCGAUGUCACACGAUACAAAGUGUUCAAAUGCAAUAAAAAUAUAAUUAAUCUUUAUAAGCUGGGUAACUAUUACAUAUUAAAUAUGCAAUAUAAUAUUUCCAAUAAACUAAACAACAAAAGUGCUAAAGUAUAAACUUACGAACUAGAUUUGUACGCUGCUUGAAGAUCUGUACAUCAUUUGUAAAGCUUAUAUGAUUAUUUAUUCAUGUAUAAAUUCAUUGCAUCGAUUUAUAAAAUUAAUAAGCAAUAUUUGUAUUUUCGCAAUUGGAGAAAUCUGAAUUACCUUUCUAUUUUACUGACUUGGAAUUAUAUUGCUAUUACAUAAGCAUACACGUGUGUUCUCCAAGCAGACUUAACAUAAAAGUAUAUUCUUAAAAAACAGGAAUAAAUAACAAAAAUAAUACAAAUAUUUAUAAGACAUACAUAUAUAUGUUAGUCACUAUAAGCAUGGAAUGUUAGAUAUAAUAUAAAACAUCUUUUAGUUUUCAUACGAUAAAGAAGAGGAAACCGAAAAAUGAUAUGCAGCUCAUUAAAAUGUUAUUCACAGAAUCUUGAGACACCUGUUUCGCGAUAUGUGUAUACGUAAAGAACAGGUAAUCAUUUCACUAGUAAUCAUUGGAAAUUAUAUAUAAAAUCAUAGCAUUGUCUUGAGCGUAUCUAAAGAUAUAAUCUUAUAUCAUGAAAUAGUAAUGAGAGAUGUAAUGAACCAAUAUAUAUUUUGUGGCACACAGGCAACUAUCAUAUCGCCAUUUAUCAUGUAAUGUAUAGAGCAAGCGAUCAGUAAUAUAAAAUUUCUUAUAUAAAUAGGCUGUAAUAAUCCUUUGUUCCUUAUAUUGUUACUUCAUUUAAAUAAAAUCUAGACGGAAAUAGUUUACUCUAGAGAACUGACUAUGCCUAAAAAAAAAAAAAAAAAAAAAAAA